AGCCCCUUGAGCAGCCAUGACGGAGUACAAGCUUGUGGUGGUGGGCGCAGGCGGCGUGGGGAAAAGCGCCCUGACCAUCCAGCUCAUCCAGAACCACUUUGUGGAUGAGUACGACCCCACCAUCGAGGACUCGUACCGGAAGCAGGUGGUCAUCGACGGGGAGACGUGCCUACUGGACAUCCUGGACACUGCGGGUCAGGAGGAGUACAGCGCCAUGCGGGAUCAGUACAUGCGCACGGGCGAGGGUUUUCUCUGUGUGUUUGCCAUCAACAACACCAAGUCUUUCGAGGAUGUUCAUCAGUACAGGGAGCAGAUCAAGCGGGUGAAGGACUCGGAUGAUGUACCCAUGGUGCUGGUGGGGAACAAGUGUGACCUGCCCGCUCGAACUGUGGAGUCUCGGCAGGCCCAGGACCUUGCCCGAAACUACGGUCUUCCCUAUAUCGAGACCUCAGCCAAGACCCGCCAGGGCAGCCGCUCUGGCUCUGGCUCCAGCUCCGGGACCCCUCGGGACCCCCCGGGACCCGUGUGACCCGGCAGCCCCGGCGGCCCCUCGUGCUGGUGUUGAGGAUGCCUUCUACACACUGGUGCGGGAGAUCCGGCAGUACAAGCUGCGGAAGCUGAACCCUCCGGACGAGAGUGGCGCCGGCUGCAUGAACUGCAAAUGCGUGCUCUCCUGACG
Molecule: messenger RNA, 679 nt
Organism: Chrysochloris asiatica (Cape golden mole)
Lineage: Eukaryota; Metazoa; Chordata; Mammalia; Afrosoricida; Chrysochloridae
Gene: HRAS
Product: Harvey rat sarcoma viral oncogene homolog
Exons: 5
Coding region: 17-529 (170 amino acids)
Biological process (GO): Ras protein signal transduction
Cellular component (GO): plasma membrane
Molecular function (GO): GDP binding; GTPase activity; GTP binding
Source: RefSeq, a predicted model, not a curated record